AUUUAAAACGCGCGCCGAAUACAUUCAGUUCCAACAUCAUUAAAACAAGAGCUUGACCAACUGCAAAAAUUAAAAUGAAAUAAUUUCAUUCUGAAAACAACAUGGCUGAGAAGAAACGGGGAAAAAAGCGCAAAGAUGAAUACACAGGCCCAGGAGGUACUCCCGAAGAAGUGGAAAAACCAUCAAAGGAUGAAUAUACAAUAGCAAAAUGGUUACGUAAAAAUGUUCCAACAAAAAAAACUAAAUUUAUUAACCAUAAUGUGGAAUAUUUUACUUCGAGUAAAGCUCUUGAUGCUUUAAUGGCAUCAAAAUUUGGUGGUGAAGAUGCUUUACUUCCAACUCGAGAAUUUGCUAUUGAAUUUAUGAACACAAUGCUCCGCCAUAAAUUUUUCCAUCGAGCUGUGAAGGUUCCUGUAUCAGAGCAGGAAUUGAAAAAUCGUAAGAAGGGUGAUAAAAGUGGUAAGAAACCAAAAGAAUCGAAAGAGAAAAAAAUUGAGAAACCUGAGUCACAAACUGAAGCACAGAAUAGCAAUGCUGAAGGAAAGGAUAAGAUGAGCUUGGAACCUGAGAAAGAAAAGGAAAAACGUAAGAGAAAGAUACGCUUAGAAAUGCAUUUGCAUCAAGUGUUUGUUGAUGGAUCGGAAGCUUAUGUUUGGAUAUAUGACCCUAUUCCUUUACAUUAUUGGAUAUUUGGAACACUUUUGGUAUUAGGUGCGAUUGGAGUUUGCUUGUUUCCACUUUGGCCACCAACAGUGAGGAAAGGAGUGUAUUAUUUAAGUAUAGCAGCUGCAGGAUUUUUGGUAUUCAUAAUUGCAUUAACUAUUAUACGUUUAAUAAUAUUCUGUAUAAUUUGGAUCAUAACACUUGGUAAACAUCAUUUAUGGCUAUUUCCAAAUUUAACAGAAGAUGUUGGGUUCUUUGCAUCAUUUUGGCCUCUAUAUAAGUAUGAAUAUAAAGGAGGUGAAGCAUUAGAAAAUACUAGUAAAAAAAAGAAAAAGAAAAAAGAUAAAUAUAGUGACAACGAAGAUGAAGUCCGAGAGAAAGAAAUAAAUAUAUCUAAGCAAACUGUAUCUGAGCCUGUUGAAAGUCAAGAUAAUGAAUGCCAGCGACUUUCUUCUCCUACAAUUGAAGUGACACCUGUGGAACCAUCAGAAAGUGAAUCAGAAUCAUCACAGAGAUCAUCAACUGGUAAAGACUUUGAAAUGGUUGACGCUAAUGAAGUUGAUACCUCAUAAUGAUUAAUUAAUACAAUAUAGAUUAAUAACAUGGAGUCUUUCAGUUAUCAGUUAUGAAAUGAAUAUUAAAUAUUUGUUUGUAGCCCUGUGGAUAGUUUUAUCAGCACAAUUUGUUGCUAUGUCACAAUUGAGCACAACACAUGUUAUUUUGUAUAUCUAAUAUUGUAAAAUAUUUUUAAAAGGAUCUAUGUAUGUAUAUUAUUUGAUAUAGG
Molecule: messenger RNA, 1447 nt
Organism: Ctenocephalides felis (cat flea)
Lineage: Eukaryota; Metazoa; Arthropoda; Insecta; Siphonaptera; Pulicidae
Gene: Trp1
Product: translocation protein SEC62
Exons: 8
Coding region: 102-1235 (377 amino acids)
Biological process (GO): post-translational protein targeting to membrane, translocation
Cellular component (GO): endoplasmic reticulum; endoplasmic reticulum membrane
Source: RefSeq, a predicted model, not a curated record